Molecule: messenger RNA, 216 nt
Organism: Echinostoma caproni
Lineage: Eukaryota; Metazoa; Platyhelminthes; Trematoda; Plagiorchiida; Echinostomatidae
Source: the annotation of a GenBank genome assembly
GGUGCACUGGCCGGCUAUUUUGGUGGUGUACGCCAAACAGAUGACGCUAUGCCAAGAAUCCUUGAGAUAGGAUCCACACCGCCAGAAAUUGAAGAGAUUCAGCUAUCUGAAGAGAUAGUGCACCAGCAUUUGGAGGAUCUGGACGUCCACGAAGCGGUUGGACCGGAUAAGAUUCAUCCAGCUAACAUCAAGCCCAUAGCAGACACCUUCGAAUGA